Molecule: messenger RNA, 1470 nt
Organism: Procambarus clarkii (red swamp crayfish)
Lineage: Eukaryota; Metazoa; Arthropoda; Malacostraca; Decapoda; Cambaridae
Source: RefSeq, a predicted model, not a curated record
AUGACACACAGAGCGAGUAAGGUGAAGGAGCCCCAGGGAGCGAGUAAGGUGAAGGAGCCCCAGGGAGCGAGUAAGGUGAAGGAGCCCCAGGGAGCGAGUAAGGUGAAGGAGCCCCAGGGAGCGAGUAAGGUGAAGGAGCCCCAGGGAGCGAGUAAGGUGAAGGAGCCCCAGGGAGCGAGUAAGGUGAAGGAGCCCCAGGGAGCGAGUAAGGUGAAGGAGCCCCAGGGAGCGAGUAAGGUGAAGGAGCCCCAGGGAGCGAGUAAGGUGAAGGAGCCCCAGGGAGCGAGUAAGGUGAAGGAGCCCCAGGGAGCGAGUAAGGUGAAGGAGCCCCAGGGAACACCAACACGGCCCAGAGCGAGUAAGGUGAAGGAGCCCCAGGGAACACCAACACGGCCCAGAGCGAGUAAGGUGAAGGAGCCCCAGGGAGCGAGUAAGGUGAAGGAGCCCCAGGGAGCGAGUAAGGUGAAGGAGCCCCAGGGAGCGAGUAAGGUGAAGGAGCCCCAGGGAACACCAACACGGCCCAGAGCGAGUAAGGUGAAGGAGCCCCAGGGAACACCAACACGGCCCAGAGCGAGUAAGGUGAAGGAGCCCCAGGGAACACCAACACGGCCCAGAGCGAGUAAGGUGAAGGAGCCCCAAGGAACACCAACACGGCCCAGAGCGAGUAAGGUGAAGGAGCCCCAGGGAGCGAGUAAGGUGAAGGAGCCCCAGGGAACACCAACACGGCCCAGAGCGAGUAAGGUGAAGGAGCCCCAGGGAACACCAACACGGCCCAGAGCGAGUAAGGUGAAGGAGCCCCAGGGAGCGAGUAAGGUGAAGGAGCCCCAGGGAACACCAACACGGCCCAGAGCGAGUAAGGUGAAGGAGCCCCAGGGAGCGAGUAAGGUGAAGGAGCCCCAGGGAACACCAACACGGCCCAGAGCGAGUAAGGUGAAGGAGCCCCAGGGAACACCAACACGGCCCAGAGCGAGUAAGGUGAAGGAGCCCCAGGGAACACCAACACGGCCCAGAGCGAGUAAGGUGAAGGAGCCCCAGGGAACACCAACACGGCCCAGAGCGAGUAAGGUGAAGGAGCCCCAGGGAACACCAACACGGCCCAGAGCGAGUAAGGUGAAGGAGCCCCAGGGAACACCAACACGGCCCAGAACGAGUAAGGUGAAGGAGCCCCAGGGAACACCAACACGGCCCAGAGCGAGUAAGGUGAAGGAGCCCCAGGGAACACCAACACGGCCCAGAGCGAGUAAGGUGAAGGAGCCCCAGGGAACACCAACACGGCCCAGAGCGAGUAAGGUGAAGGAGCCCCAGGGAACACCAACACGGCCCAGAGCGAGUAAGGUGAAGGAGCCCCAGGGAACACCAACACGGCCCAGAGCGAGUAAGGUGAAGGAGCCCCAGGGAACACCAACACGGCCCAGAGCGAGUAAGGUGAAGGAGCCCCCAGGGAACACCAACACGGCCCAGAGCGAGUAA